Molecule: messenger RNA, 687 nt
Organism: Brassica oleracea var. oleracea
Lineage: Eukaryota; Viridiplantae; Streptophyta; Magnoliopsida; Brassicales; Brassicaceae
Source: RefSeq, a predicted model, not a curated record
AUGACUGAAGUAAAGCGACCUGGUUCUUCUUCUUCUUUUUCUACGAGGAUCACAACAACACUCCUUGAUUCUCUUCAGAAACAAACACAUCUUAUUCCCAAUCAUGUCUUUAGUUUAGAAGCCUUGGCCAACAUUGUGCACACACGUUUUGAAGCUAGACAGAUCUAGCAAGAGUCUAGAGAAGACGCUGUCCUCUCUCUUUUACACCUCAAAUCCCGCUACUUCGUCCUCUCUUGUAUAGUCUCCAUAACCGUCAUCACAUCAACUUCCUUCUCACACGACCAGGGCCUAAACCCAUCUCUGAAGUCAUCUUUUGCUUCAGUGAAGUACUCGUGGAUGCGAGUAACAUCAACUUCCAUUGUUGUCUAUGGUCUCCUCUUCCUCUACUCACCAGUUCCCAUGUUAUUUCUAUCAGCUCUCUUCGGUUACACACCUACACUGCGUCACCUCAUCACAGUUCUCUGUCUCGGCAUUGAGGUCGUAUACAUAAUGGCUAUAACAGGGCUUGGCCUUGUCAUCUCUGUAGUAGAAGAAAGAUACGGUAAAGAAGGAGCGGCUCUGAUGAAAGGGAGGAGGAUAACAGGAUUGGCUUUGGCGGGUGUGUAGGUGUUUCUGUCGAGUUUCAUUGGUCAUGGGAUGGAGAAGCUGGCGAAGGAGACUGGAAACGUUAUUGAAAUAGUUGGCUGA